Cylicostephanus goldi is the source of this 276-nucleotide messenger RNA. NCBI's taxonomy places the organism in Eukaryota, Metazoa, Nematoda, Chromadorea, Rhabditida, Strongylidae. The record is from the annotation of a GenBank genome assembly.
AUUGACAAAGGCGAUGUUCUUGCUGAAUACAUCGGUGCUGCACCUCCAAAGGGAACUGGUCUUCACCGCUACAUCUUUUUGGUGUAUAAGCAACCUGGUAAAAUUACUGAUUCGGAACAUGGUCAUUUGACCAAUCGCUCGGGUGAUGGAAGAGGCGGAUUUAAAACAGCCAAGUUUGCUGAGAAGCACAAGCUUGGUAAUCCUAUUGCGGGCAACUUUUUCCAGGCUGAGUGGGACGAUUACGUGCCAACCCUCUACAAGCAGCUUAAAGGAUAA